AUGUCUGGUGCUAGCGAGCAAAGAGUCGGUGAGAAACGCAGAAACUUUCUGCCUCAAGGAAAGUAUCUUAAACCAGAGGAGAUUGAAUAUGAGUUUGGCGGUACAGCCGGUGUGCUAGGAAUGUUGAUCGGAUUCCCAUUGCUGAUGUGGUACAUGUGGAUUUGCGCUGAGUUUUACGAUGGGAAGAUCGCUUUGCCACGCGCGGGCGAAAGCUGGGGACAAUUUUUUGGCCAUCUCUACCAAUUGUUCUAUGACCAUGCGUUGCCCACAAGAUAUGCGUGGACUAUCUUUCUCACCUUCUGGGCUUUCCAGGUUUUGUUCUACUACACGCUGCCAGGCGUCUGGACCAAAGGACAGCCCUUGACUCACCUGAAGAAUAAGCAAUUGCCAUACUAUUGUAACGCUAUGUGGACCUUGUACGUGUCGACGGCUUUAGUGGUCACUUUGCACAUCACUGGGAUCUUCAAGCUCUACACUAUCAUCGAUAUCUUUGGUCAGAUCAUGACAUGUGGGAUCUUCUCCGGUUUCAUCUUCUCGAUUGUUCUGUACUUGUGGACUUUAUUUGUCACCGGUGACUACCACAGAAUGACCCGCAACCAUUUGUACGAUUUCUUCAUGGGUGCGCCUUUGAAUCCGCGCUGGGGGAUCCUGGAUUUGAAAAUGUUCUUCGAAGUCAGAUUGCCCUGGUUUACGCUGUUCUUCAUUACGUUGGGCGCCUGCUUCAAGCAGUAUGAGAAGUACGGCUACGUUACUCCACAACUGGGUGUUGUCAUGCUAGCUCAUUGGCUGUAUGCCAACGCAUGUGCCAAAGGCGAGGAGCUCAUCGUUCCCACCUGGGACAUGGCGUACGAGAAAUUCGGCUUCAUGUUGAUCUUCUGGAAUAUCGCCGGUGUGCCAUACACCUACUGCCACUGUACGCUGUACCUCUACUACCACGACCCCUCCGAGUACAAUUGGUCAAAGGCCUACAACAUUUCACUAUACGUCAUUCUAUUGGUCGCUUACUACUUCUUUGACACCGCCAAUGCGCAAAAGAACUCCUUCAGGAAACAGAUGGCCGGCGACAAGCGUAUCAGGAAGACUUUCCCCUUUUUGCCGGGCCAAAUCCUGAAGAAUCCCAAGUACAUGGUCACCAAGAGUGGCUCUUACCUUUUGAUCGACGGUUGGUAUACAUUGGCCAGAAAGAUCCACUACACUGCUGACUGGACCCAGUCGCUCGUCUGGGCCUUGUCGUGCGGAUUCAACUCGCUCUUCCCAUGGUUUUUCCCCAUCUUCUUCUUUGUCGUUCUUGUCCAUAGAGCUGCAAGAGACCAAGAAAAGUGCAAGAAGAAGUACGGGGCUGACUGGGAUGAGUACUGCAAGCAUUGCCCUUACACCUUCAUCCCAUAUAUAUACUGA
Messenger RNA from Torulaspora globosa, 1398 nucleotides. RefSeq names its product delta(24(24(1)))-sterol reductase (gene ERG4). Gene Ontology annotation, molecular function: Delta24(24-1) sterol reductase activity. Gene Ontology annotation, biological process: ergosterol biosynthetic process. NCBI's taxonomy places the organism in Eukaryota, Fungi, Ascomycota, Saccharomycetes, Saccharomycetales, Saccharomycetaceae. The transcript has a single exon. The record is from RefSeq and is a predicted model, not a curated record. Bases 1 to 1398 code for a protein of 465 amino acids. Gene Ontology annotation, cellular component: endoplasmic reticulum membrane.